AUGGAUUACGAUCUUAGUUUUCGAAGAUUUUCUGAUGCGAACAAUAAUUUAUUUUCUUUUGUACCAACUAAUGGCGAAAGUGAUUCCCAUGCCAAUGUUUUGGUAUCAAGCAAUUCACCUAAGCCCAUUACUUCUAAAGUAUUGACUAACGAUGGAACAAAGACAAAUUAUGUUCAUAAUUUGAAUGAUGAAAAAAGUUUAGAAAGUGAAGACAGUGAAACAGAAAGAGAUGGACAAGACGAAUCAGAUGAUGGUUAUGUCGUAUUCCUAGGGGAAAAAGAAGAAGAUCUGGACGAUCUUGACAAAUUAAUGGAUAUUAUGGAAGCUGAAAUAAAUGGUGUAUAUGUUAAACCAUCAAAAAAAAAUAAGAAAAGUAUAAAACAAAACAAUAAAAAUAAGAACGAAAAAAGUACGGAGUUGAAAAUAAAAAAUAAAUUAACUGUGAAUGUUGGUGAACCAAAUGUUAUAACACCAAAGGUUGUUAACAAUUUAACACCUCUAAUUAAUCCACUCGAAGAAGAGCUAGAAACAAUUAAAACUUUAGAGGAAAUAAGAAAAUCUCCAGCACAAUGCAUUCUAUUAAAUUCUUGUGUUCCCUUAAAAUCGCCAUUAAUACGUAAUAGAAAGAAGUCAAUAUCUCCUGACAGUAAACUUCGAAAAAGAUCACCAUCAAGGUCUCCACUAAGAAGAUUUCCUACUCCUGAUGGAUAUAGAUAUUCACCGUUUAGUUCAAGGGCCUACCGUAGUUCCAUAUCACCUAGAAUAUCACUCAAAAGAUUAUCACCUUUAAAGGAAAACAAUCUUUCUCCGAGGAGAUACUCUCCUCUAAAGUCACGAUGUCUCUAUCGUUCACCAUCUCCAAAGAGAAGUCGCAGAUCUUUAUCAAAAGAUAUUUCGCCAACAAGAAGAGGACUGUCUCCAUUAAAGAGAAGAAGUAAGUCUCUUCUUAAUAUUAAAUCUAAGUCGAGAUCACCUAGUCCAUUAAAGAAAGUAAUUAGAUCAAGAUCUGUAUCUUCUAAUGUUCGCCGUAAAAAUAAUAAAAUAUUAGAUGAUGAAUAUUUGAAGAAAAAGGAAAAAUUCAAACUUGCGAAUAAGCAAAUAGAAUAUAGGUCAAUAGAUCCUGUUUUAAAAGCAAAAAAAACAGUAACUAUACAAAAUAAUGAUCUUGUUAAUCUAAGAACAGAAUUAAAAAGAAAGAGGGCCCUUCGUUUAAAUACGAUUCAAGUAGAAAUUAAGAAAAAACCAAAGUCGUUUUAUCCUGUCCGGUUAUUACAGUCUGCAAUUAGAGGUGUUGUAAAAUCAAGCGGUUCAAAUGAAGUAAAGAGUACUAGUAUGAUUCAAGUAGAAGUUAAGAAAAAACCAAAAUCAUUUUAUCCUGCCCGAUUAUUACAGUCUGCAAUUAGAGAUAUUGUAGGAUUCAGCGGUGCAAAUAAAGUAAAGAGAAAAAAUCAUUCUAAAAUUCCAGAAACAAGUAUUAAAACCGAAGGUCAAGAAGUUUAUGACAACGAAGGAGAAUCUUAUACAAAUGUCAAAAAACCAGAAGCCAAAUUAAAAAACGUUCCCAUGCAUUUCGGAACAAUUGUUAAUAGUGGUAACACAAUUCAAAAAGAAUGUAAGAAGAUCAAAAAUCCAAUUAUAUGGCCGUGAAUUAGGAAUGGGCAAGACUA
Messenger RNA from Sipha flava (yellow sugarcane aphid), 1667 nucleotides. RefSeq lists its product as uncharacterized. Lineage: Eukaryota; Metazoa; Arthropoda; Insecta; Hemiptera; Aphididae. The record is from RefSeq and is a predicted model, not a curated record. The transcript has 8 exons. Bases 1 to 1647 code for a protein of 548 amino acids.